Molecule: messenger RNA, 1587 nt
Organism: Colletotrichum gloeosporioides
Lineage: Eukaryota; Fungi; Ascomycota; Sordariomycetes; Glomerellales; Glomerellaceae
Exons: 3
Coding region: 1-1587 (528 amino acids)
Source: RefSeq, a predicted model, not a curated record
AUGGCAUUGUCAAGCGUUCUGGAUUCCGUGGCCGCUAUCACGACGCUCACUCUCAGAAUCACUGCGGUGAUCUUCACAAGAUUUCAUCCUCUGGGACGAAAGUAUCUCAACCGCAUCUACGGCAACUUUGUGCUUUACAUCGUUUACCUCAUUGCAAAACUCUUCCCGCGCAACUCUCAGUCUAAGCGCCGUCAUCCAAGUUUGCUGCUCCUAUGUGGGUGGGUUGACUCAAGACAGCCUCUUGCGAGCUCCGUUACAAUUUUGUUGAAUCUACUGUCUCUGGGCGCUGUUUGGGACUUUCUGUAUCGAAGUCAUUACUUACAUCAGAGCAACGACAUCUCAUUCUCUCGUGUGGGUUACGUCGACGAAACCUCAGCACACAUCGUUGCUCGUGCCCCAGUUGCGCCUGUCACGUACGUCGAAAUCAGACUUACUUCGGCGGAUGAAGAUGCAAAGCAGCCAAAGUCUCAGGUCAUCACAGUGACCGAGGCAAACGACUAUACCGGCACAUUCCUUUUUGAAGAACUCAAAGCCAAUACUGAGUACUAUUACAUUACUAAUGCAAGCCAUGCAGGCUCAUUCAAGACAGCAGCCAGAGACCCCAAGCGAUGGAGUCUAGUGUCGACUAGUUGCAUAAAGCCUUUUUACCCCUACAGCCCGGUGGAUCAUGGUCUCAGAAUCAAGGGGCUCGAAUACCUAGACCAAUAUCUCACGCAGAAGCCGGUCGAUAUGAUGCUUUUCCUCGGCGACUUCAUCUACAUCGACUUACCCAUCGCCCUCGGCUGGACUCCCGAGGACUACACCAGCGCCUACCGCCAGGUUUACGCUUCGCCAAGCUGGACGCCGGCACUGCGCUCCCUGCCAUGGCUCCAUCUCUACGACGAUCAUGAAAUCACCAACGACUGGGCCGCCAACGAGACAGGGUUGUACCAGUCCGCCAUGCAGCCAUUCUGGGCCUACCAGGGGCACGCGAACCCCUCGUCGCAGUUCGGCCUCGGCAAGACGCAUUACAUCUUCCGCAGGGGGGACAUCUCCUUCUUCGUCCUGGACACUCGACGAUACCGAUCUGCGGAAUCCAUGGACGACGGGCCCAGCAAGACGAUGCUUGGCUCCGCCCAGCUCGCGGAUCUCCAGGCGUGGCUGGCGUCCGAAAAAGCAUGGAAGGUCGUCGUGAGCAGCGUGCCCUUCACGCGAAAUUGGAGGGGACCCGAUUCGGCCGACAGCUGGUCCGGAUACCUCCACGAGCGGGAGCAGGUCUUAGACAUGAUGAGGUUGACCGAGGGAGUGGUUAUCUUGAGUGGGGAUCGCCAUGAACACGCGACGACAAUUUUCCCGCCUGGCGACAAGGGUGGGAAGGCGAUCAUAGAAUUUUCCACGUCCCCUCUAAACCAGUUCUACGAACCGUUCACUCGGUAUCACAGGCAGAUCGAGGACACGGACGUCUCUGUGCAUUCGCAUCCUUGGGGCAGCUCCAAGUUUGGCGUUGUUUCCUUCGACACUUCGGAAGAUGAUCGCUUGGUCGUGGACUACGACUUGGUGGUCCAAGGGCAGAAGACGUGGAAUUACACCUGGACUUAUCAGCGAUAG